AUGGCAGACACACCGAAUGAUUUACCCCAGCGGCCCGGAACUCGCGGUCGCGAGCGCCUAGGUACACUUGCUGGCGGUUUUCAUUUUAGAGGCACAAGUGCAUCAAACACACCCCUCAGCGUGGAUGCAGCUCGGAUGCGGGAUGCUCGUCUGGAUCCGCGGCGCAGGGCUGCAGAGCAGCAGCGAGACACUGCUGCACGAGCUGCUGCUCGUGAAGACCCAGAGUACGGGGCUGCGGAGCAGCAACACCACCGAGACCCGGAGGGCUGGGCUGUGGGGCAGCACCACCACCAAGACCCGGAGCGCAGGGCUGCAGAACAGCAGCGUAACACCGCUGCACGAGCUGCUGCCCGUCAAGAUCCGGAGCGCAGGGCUGCACAACAGCAGUGUAACACCGCUGCACGAGCUGCUGCCCGUCAAGAUCCAGAGCAAGAGCGUGACACCGCUGCACACGCACAGGGCCGUGCUCAGGUGCAUGCAAUACAGCAUCCACAAGCCAGCUUGCUUGAACGCUUGCGGAACCUCAUGCGGUUUCCCUGUUUGCACGAGGGCCAGCACCCACGGCCGCCUGAUUUUCUGGAGGCCAUUCCGGAAGGGCGCGUGCAGGAUUUGCCCGGCGGUGAACUCCCGGUGGAUCGGCAGUGCUCGGAGGAACAGUCCACGCUCCGUGCCUGGCUGGACAUUCCCAAUGUGGACCUUUUGCGCGCCGACAUCAUGUGCACCGCCGCAGUGCCGCGUCAUGCGCAUCCGGUUCUGCCGGCUCGGUAUCGUAUCGGCAGAUCCGAACGCGCGAGUAGUGCUGGCAUCGGUGGUGACCCUGAUCGAGCGGCAUUCGUAGAUGAAGAUGCGUUAGCAGUUGACAGCGACGUUGGAGACAACGGGACUAAUGAGCCAGGUGCUGCAGAUGACGCGGCCACAAUGCAGCUACCUCCGGAAUUACAACCCCAUCCACCGCGGGUGCAGCCGCGGCCUUGCGUCGAUGACCCAAUAAGUGUGGAGGUUCCGUUUUGCAUGCGUCUUGAUACAGAGUUGCCGAACCGGACCGUGUUCCGACACGAUGAUGCUCCGGAUGAAUUCACCAUCUGCACCUCGUGCGAGAAGGCACUCGCAGCACGCCGAAUACCUGAAGCGGCUUUGGCACGACUCGAUCCGGGUGACGUGCCAUCUGUUAAUCACCUGGGCGAUCCCUUGCCUGCGCCCACGUUCGUGGAGAGUCAACUGCUAGGGCGGGGCCGUCUCAUGCAGCAGCUCAUGAUUGUACAUCUCGCGGGCCGCCCUCCCGAGGUAUUGCCAUGUGCCGUUCAAUCUCAUGGCAUCGCGGUCGUAAACCCUGACCCCAAUAUGCUACGGGGCCAGUUGCCCGCGCGUGUUGCGGAUUUGGCUGGCGCUUUCACGGUGGUUUGCGUGGAUCAAGUCCGAGACCGGCAGGACUUGCUGGAUCGUGUCCGCCGUGCACCAGGCCUGAAAGUGCGUGGCAACGUCGUCGUCGCCUGGGUGCGUUUCCUUCAACAUAACGAUGAAGAUGAAGGUGCAGUGGAUGAAGAAGCUAUACAGGAGUAUGAGCGUAUGGGAUGCAUUGCACAAGUACCGGAAGCACUGCUGCGCUCCGCAAUCGGUCCUACCGAUCCGGAAGUUGCUGGUGUACUGCGAAGUACCUUCCUACACGACCGUACCGGUGCUGCUGGUGUACGGCAGCUGCAUGAAACGUUGCAAGGAAACAUCGUUGGUAAUAACUUUGAUGGCGGUGGCGUUUAUGGUUCACCACUUGAGACAGCUUUCCAGUGGGUCGGUACCACCGGUCUAUUUUUGCUGCCCCGCCUCGCAUCCAACCUGGUGCCGCACAUGCCUGCGAUUGCUCUGGCCUUCGGAUGCAACCAUCUGAUGUCCCUGGCCUGCGAAGUCGACCGGGAUUACACGGCUGACAUCGCCGCCCAACUAGCGCGUCCCAUCAACGAACGCGGCGACUGCCCCCUCCUACAACCCGCCAUUGAUCGCGCCCGUGACGCUGCGUACUACAGCUCCAAGUACACUGCGAAGACAAUCGAACGCAGCCAGGCGCACCUCACAUGUACCGCCGUAGGGCGUGUACAGGACUUCAUGAUGGCAGGUCACCAACCCAGUGCCACUGGUCAUGAACCCAGCGUGUUCGGCAACCUGUGUACCGCGGUGCAUCGCAUGACGGCUACCAUCACGGCCGGCAUGGCACUGGUUGCUUUCAAACUAUCGGGCCACGACACGUUCCAAGCAACCUACAAACGCAACUACCUGGCGACAGGCGCCUUCACUGCACUGGCAUCCGAUUCCGCUGUGGAACCAGAAGACGCGGAAACCGGCGUGGAGCUUGUAGAGGCGGACGAACAUGGCGACUACACCCUCGCCAACGUUGUGCAAAACUACACGCAACGUGGUGUGGAGCUGAGCGGCUUGGACUGCAGCACUUACACCAUCGCAUCCAACUUCGAGGUGAAACGUGUAACACCCGCGCAACACCCUCAUGCUGCCGUCCUUGGCGCUCAAACCCACGCCGUACCUGGCCGCCGCAAACGCAAGGUCCCUGGCGCCGCCAUUACCCCUACGACUGACGCACCUCGCGCUCCAUCUGGCAACCAGCCCGACACUCCAUUGACGUCCCCUGCACCAGCCGGCCCAUCCGUGGAACAGCUGCCCACUAACCCAACGUCAACCAUAUCUCCCAAGAAUGUGGCCUUCCAACCAACGCACCCNCUAUAUCUGACGCACGUACUUCAUCGCCUAGCGCAACCAGGAGUCUUUAAGGCCCACCGUGGCCAACCAGUGGCUGCCGAUCAGACAGUGAAAGAGGCGUACGACGCAUGGUGGAUGGACCUGGGAACCACUGAGACUGGCCGAUCAUACAGAGCCUGUAUCAGCGUCCUACUAGACAACAUCGAAGCAGAACACAUCGCCGGCGCCCGACGUCAAGCCGAUUACAACUUGCGACGUCGCCUACGCCGUACUGCCGCUGCAAACGCCGGUCUGGCUCCCGAAAACAGUUCCAGCGACCCAGACGAUGAAGACCCAGAAGCUGCACGACGCCAUCUCGAACCCGAUCCUACCACACAGCCGCCGCAAGACGCCCAGCUCGAACGGUAUGACUUUGUGCCAGGCCAAGGCGACCCGACGAUGGGGAUCAACCUACCCGACAUCGCCCUAACGGACCUAUACGACCGCACCACGGUGGAAGGCCUCUACGCCUACGGUGCAGCUCGCCGUUGCCGUGUACUUCCUCUCCCUGAUGCACUCGGCGCGAACACCAACCCCUUCAUUCGCCGUGUACGGGCCACUGACGUCGCGCUGCUAAGUGAAGCUUCUAAGCGCCUGAAGCGCUAUCUAGUCGUCUCUGAAGGCACCACAACCACGCCGACCACCACUGAACGGACACCCCGUCUGCAAUUGGAUCGCCGCCCCGGCUACCCACUCGUAGCGGUACUCGUAAACGGCACCCAACAAUCUGACCGUAUCACAGCGGGAAUGCCAACCUACUUGCGUUUAGCACGGCCGCCGACCAUCGAUGAAACCAUCGAGCUGUUUACCCUGGCGCCGGAUCAGGCCGUGCCAUUCAUGCUCAUGGCACGCUACUUCGACCGCCGCAACCAACCCGAUCCAGGUGUCCCACCGCAAAUGCUCGUCAUGGGUCCUCCGGGCACAGGCAAGACUCAGUUCGUACACGCACUGCUGUGGUACACGUACCAACAUGACAGUCCUGACUGGGCCGCCACGUGCGCAUACUCUUGGGCCGCCGCGAUCGCGUUCAACACCCCAGUCCAUCGCAGCCUAUCUACCCACUCCAUGUUCGGCAUCUCAGCCAGCCAAAGCGGCUCCCGUGGCACCAACUUUCCUAAGCGCGGCGCACAUGCUGGCCUUCAA
Messenger RNA from Volvox carteri f. nagariensis, 3885 nucleotides. RefSeq lists its product as uncharacterized. The record is from RefSeq and is a predicted model, not a curated record. Lineage: Eukaryota; Viridiplantae; Chlorophyta; Chlorophyceae; Chlamydomonadales; Volvocaceae. The transcript is spliced from 6 exons. The annotation marks the transcript as partial.